Molecule: messenger RNA, 1015 nt
Organism: Oppia nitens
Lineage: Eukaryota; Metazoa; Arthropoda; Arachnida; Sarcoptiformes; Oppiidae
Product: retinol dehydrogenase 12-like
Exons: 4
Coding region: 1-981 (326 amino acids)
Source: RefSeq, a predicted model, not a curated record
AUGAAUAUAAUUGAAUUAAUUUCUACGAUUAUCGGUAUAAUAAUUGAAUUCAUACAAAAUGCUUUCGGUUUGAGAAAUAGAUGCGAUAGUAAACGUCAAUUGACCGGACAGUUAGUUGUGAUUACCGGUGCCAACACUGGUAUCGGCAAAGAGACAGCACUUGAUUUAGCAAAACGUGGAGCAAAAAUAAUUAUCGGAUGUCGGGAUGAAUCGAGAGCCGAGUCGGCCAUCAAAGACAUUAAGAAAAUUUAUCCGAAAGCAGACAUCAGAUCAGCGAAACUGGAUUUGUCUUCACUGGUGUCGGUCCGCGAGUUUGCCCAACGUUUGGCACACGAAGAGACCAAAUUGGAUAUAUUGAUCAACAAUGCAGGCGUCGGAAUGAUACCCGAUAUGAGAACCAAUGAGGACGGGUAUGAACUGGCAUUUGCCACAAAUCAUUUGGGUCAUUACUUGUUAACCUUAUUACUGUUGCCGUUACUCCGGGAGGCGCCACGUGCUCGGGUAGUCAAUGUGUCGUCACUGGUUCACAAGUUUGGCAAAAUUUACUUUGAAAACAUUCAUCUGCGAAACGGUGCCUAUGAAAUGAACAGGGCUUACGCCCAAAGCAAGUUGGCUAACAUACUGUUCACUAGAGAGUUGGCCCGUAGGCUGGGCCGCGAGUCUACGGUCACUGUCUAUGCAUUGCAUCCGGGAAUCAUUGCCACUGAGUUUUUGCGAUACGACGAUUCGCCAAUCAGGCGGAUGAUCAACAAACUGAUGAUCCGUUUUAUUGGUCUGACACCCGAUUUGGGCGCUCAGACCACACUCUACUGCGCUGUUGACGAGUCACUCGACAACCAAACCGGACAUUACUAUGAUAAUUGUCGUCGCAUUGAUUCGCUGUUAUCUCAUGUGACAGACAACAAGUCCGCCGAAAAACUAUGGGAUUUAAGCUCCGAUUUGGUUAAACUCGACCCUCAAUACAAUAUACCUUCAAAAUAAUAAUAACUUUCAAUAAAUUUGAUUUUUAUUAUUU